Symbiodinium sp. CCMP2456 is the source of this 321-nucleotide messenger RNA. Lineage: Eukaryota; Dinophyceae; Suessiales; Symbiodiniaceae. The record is from the annotation of a GenBank genome assembly.
AUGAAGAUGGGCAGUCGCUUUGGGCAAUGCCUGGCACCUACCUACUGCGAUUUGGAUCCUGUUCCUUCUUGUCCUGGGAACGGUAGAUGCCACGAUCCCCGAACAACCACACGUUUCUGCGCUGCAACAGGUGACGAAAUUCUGGAUGCAUCAUCGAGUCCCGUUCGGACCACCGCCGCGACGAACCAAUCACGAAUACAUGAUCUCGGAGAUGACCGUCUGUUGAAAACUCCGCUAGUGGAACCGGUGUCGGUGUUUGAUGCGCUGGAGUGUCGGAUCCAGUGUUUUGGCGAUAAAUGGGUGUCUCUAGCGACCCAUUGA